Molecule: messenger RNA, 1560 nt
Organism: Microthlaspi erraticum
Lineage: Eukaryota; Viridiplantae; Streptophyta; Magnoliopsida; Brassicales; Brassicaceae
Source: the annotation of a GenBank genome assembly
AUGACUACUCCUUUAGCCACUCCUCUCUUUACUCCUUUAGCUCUUUCAUCAGCAAGAAACCGCCAAAUCUGUUCCCAGAUCCGAUUCGAUUCGAAACAUGGGAAGAGUUUCGAAUCAAAGUCAAUCCAGAAGCUGAAUCUAUCGAAACUCCGUAAACUCGAUGGACUAAAGAGUAAAAAGUUUCUAAAAAUGGGUUCACAAGAGAUGAGCUUUGAGAGAAAACUCUCGAUUCAAGCCAUGGAUGGUGCAGGAGCAGGAGACACAUCAACGAUCUCUAGUAACGUGUUUGCGAUAGCGCACUUGUUGGUCUCACUUGGGAUCAUACUUGCGGCAGACAUUUUCUUGAAGCAGGCGUUUGUAGCGGCGUCCAUAAAGUUCCCAAGUGCUCUGUUUGGGAUGUUCUGUAUCUUCUCUGUUCUUAUGAUAUUGGAUUCGGUUGUUCCCGCUGCUGCAACAAGUCUGAUGAGUUUCUUCGAGCCUGCGCUUCUGUUCAUCCAGAGAUGGCUUCCUUUGUUCUAUGUUCCUUCUCUUGUUACUCUCCCUCUUUCCGUCAGAGACAUUCCGGCCGCUUCCGGCGUCAAAAUCUGCUACAUUGUAGCCGGUGGAUGGUUGGCGUCUCUCUGUGUAGCAGGUUUCACAGCUAUUGCGGUGAGGAAAAUGGUGAAAACCGAAAUGACGGAAGCAGAGCCUAUGGGGAAACCUUCUCCAUUUUCAACGCUUGAGCUAUGGAGUUGGAGUGGGAUCUUGGUCGUAUCGUUUGUUGGUGCUCUGUUUUACCCUACUUCAUUGGGGACAAGCGCAAGAACUUGUCUCCCUUUCCUUCUUUCUUCAACUGUUCUUGGUUACAUUGUUGGUACUGGGUUACCAUCUUCUAUCAAGUCAGUUUUCCAUCCGAUAAUCUGCUGCGCGCUAUCGGCAGUACUCGCUGCUCUAGCUUUUGGGUAUGCUUCAGGAUCUGGACUUGAUCCUGUUUUAGGGAACUACCUUACUAAAGUAGCAUCAGAUCCUGGUGCUGGUGACAUAUUAAUGGGUUUUCUUGGCUCUGUCAUUCUCUCUUUCGCUUUUUCCAUGUUCAAACAAAGAAAGCUCGUGAAAAGGCACGCAGCUGAGAUCUUCACAUCUGUGAUCAUUUCGACGCUAUUCUCGCUAUACUCUACUGCUCUUGUUGGACGUUUAGUUGGUUUAGAACCAUCUUUAACGGUUUCAAUCCUACCUCGCUGCAUCACCGUUGCAUUGGCCCUUAGCAUUGUGUCACUCUUUGAAGGGACCAAUUCGUCUCUCACAGCAGCUGUAGUCGUUGUGACUGGUCUGAUUGGAGCUAACUUCGUACAAGUUGUUCUUGACAAGCUGCGUUUACGUGAUCCAAUUGCUCGGGGAAUCGCAACUGCUUCAAGUGCUCAUGGACUGGGAACAGCAGCUUUGUCGGCUAAGGAGCCAGAGGCUCUUCCCUUCUGUGCAAUUGCUUAUGCUCUCACCGGAAUCUUUGGAUCGUUACUCUGUUCCGUCCCUGCAGUCCGGCAGAGUUUGUUGGCAGUCGUCGGCUCAGGAGUGAUGACGUGA